AUGAUAGUUCCUGCAAUAUUAUUUCCAUGUUCCAGACCCCUGUUUAAGUUCCUUGGAGGUACCGGAAAAGUUAAUGAUCUCGCAUUUGACCACGUUAUUCCACUUCUCUCAUUAAACCUAGUUACAUGUUGCUAUCAGUGUGUAUGUGGUAUUUUACAAGCAGAAGGAAGGACUUGGAUUUAUGGAGGAGCACAAAUCGCUUCAAUGAUCCUCAAUAUGGCAUUAUUUGAUCCAUUACUUCUUUGGGCAAUGAAAAGAACAUUAGGAUCAUCAUUGGCUACGGAGAUAUCAAUGUUUAUCCCGGCAUUUAUUAUCUUAAUUUUCUUAUUCCUCGGAAAACUUUCGACAAAACCACAUCCGAAGUACUUUAUCAAAUGUUUCUGCCCAAAAACAGGUGCUGCACUGAAGGCAGGUCUUUCGGCCUUCAUCAUGAAUAUUUCGAUUUCAUUACCUUCAUUAAUUAUGCAAAAGUUCAUUGCAAUACGUGCAAACAGAGUCAAUGACUACGAUAUGAUCGUCGCCGUUUACAAUUCGUUGAAUAGAAUAUACAUGGUUUCAAUGUGUGUUCCAAUCUCCUUAAAUGCAGCAUAUUUACCAGCUGCAUCAUAUGCAUAUGGAAAGAAAGACUUUAAGAGAAUACUUUGGCUGACUUUCCAUGCUGCAUGGAUAUCAAUGUCAUGGUGUUUCUUCUGUAUGAUCAUAAUUGUGUCUUUUCCGAAACAAAUAUGUUCCAUAUGGAGUAGAGAUGAAAAAUUCCUCUAUUGGUGCAAAGAAAUAGUUCCUGCUUCUUUUUAUGCACAAUUUUUGACACCAACAAAAUUCAUCAUUGUUUCUUUACUUCAAGCAUCGCAGAAAACAAUACUUGCAACAGUUACGAGUUUCUUAACAGAAUUAGGUAUAUUACCUAUAAUUGCUUGUAUUUUCCAUUAUACAGGUGAUCCAAACUCGCCAAGAAGAAUUUUCUAUGCAUAUCCUGUCAGUGAUGCAAUUACAACUGUAUGCAGUCUCUGCUUUGCUUCAAAAAUUCUUUAUGACUUUUAUAAAGAAUCAAAGAAGUCUGAGAAUGGAAUAGAUAACAAUAAUUCAGAAAUUGAACAAGAAAAUGAAGAAUUGAUACAUGAUAGUCAGGUAUAA
This is a messenger RNA of Trichomonas vaginalis G3, 1134 nucleotides long. RefSeq names its product multidrug resistance protein YPNP-related family. Bases 1 to 1134 code for a protein of 377 amino acids. Lineage: Eukaryota; Parabasalia; Trichomonadida; Trichomonadidae. Gene Ontology annotation, biological process: transmembrane transport. Gene Ontology annotation, molecular function: xenobiotic transmembrane transporter activity; antiporter activity. Gene Ontology annotation, cellular component: membrane. The record is from RefSeq and is a predicted model, not a curated record. The transcript has a single exon.